CGCCCCGCCUCCCCGCGCCUCCUUUUCUGUGGCCCCUCGUCCCCACCAAGGUGAAGCUCUGCUGGGACGCGUGCGGCUCCUGAGCCACCUGACAGCUGACGACCACAUUAGCACCAAGACCCUCUGGUUUGGGACUCUGACAUGGCGUCCAUCAAGAAGGUUGCUUUCUCAGUGCUCAGCCGGGAGCAGUCAGAAGGGGUUGGAGCUCGUGUUCGCAGAAGCAUUGGCCGACCUGAGUUAAAAAAUCUGGAUCCGUUUCUGUUGUUGGAUGAGUUUACAGGUGGUAGACCAGCUGGAUUUCCCGAUCACCCACAUCGAGGAUUUGAAACAGUCUCUUACCUCUUGGAGGGGGGCAGUAUGGCCCAUGAAGACUUCUGUGGACACUUUGGUCAGAUGGACCCAGGCGACCUGCAGUGGAUGACAGCGGGCCGGGGCAUCCUGCAUGCCGAGAUGCCUUGCUCCGAGGAGCCCGCCCACGGCCUGCAGCUGUGGGUGAAUCUCCGCAGUUCCGAGAAGAUGGUGGAGCCGCAAUACCAGGAGCUGAAAAGUUCCGAAAUCCCCAAACCCAGUCAGAAUGGAGUGACCGUCGCUGUCAUUUCCGGAGAAGCCCUGGGCGUGCAGUCCAGGGUUUACACACGCACACCAACCUUGUAUUUGGACUUCAAAUUGGACCAAGGAGCAAAGCAUUCACAACCGAUUCCUCAAGGGUGGACAAGUUUCAUUUAUACCAUAUCUGGAAAUGUGCACAUUGGACCUGACCAGGCACAGCAGAAAAUAGAACCUCAUCACACAGCCGUGCUGGGAGAAGGUAGCAUUGUCCAGGUGGAAAACAAGGAUCCUGAGAUAAGCCACUUCGUACUAAUUGCCGGGGAGCCAAUAAGAGAACCAGUUGUCCAACAUGGUCCAUUUGUGAUGAACACCAAUGAGGAGAUUUCUCAGGCUAUUCUUGAUUUCAGAAAUGCCAAAAAUGGGUUUGAACGUGCCAAAACCUGGAAGUCAAAGAUUGGAAACCAGUGAAAGGCACAGGAGCAGGUGCUUCUCCCUGGAGGAAUUUGGCGAUUUACAGCAUCCAAUAUGCAAACACAUCCCCUUUCCCAUGCUGAUCUAGUUAUGCUUUUAAAGUAACAACUGUUGUUUCAUAAUAAUGUGCAUGAUGUAUUGCCAGGCACAAGAAAAUAAACAAAUGACGGCUUCUUUAAAACCCAGUGCUCUUCAUUUCGGCCUAAGUCACUAAGUCACUGUUGGGAAAAUCAUUUUGUGUGCA
Molecule: messenger RNA, 1264 nt
Organism: Sorex fumeus (smoky shrew)
Lineage: Eukaryota; Metazoa; Chordata; Mammalia; Eulipotyphla; Soricidae
Gene: PIR
Product: pirin
Exons: 10
Coding region: 142-1017 (291 amino acids)
Biological process (GO): monocyte differentiation
Cellular component (GO): nucleus
Molecular function (GO): quercetin 2,3-dioxygenase activity
Source: RefSeq, a predicted model, not a curated record